CAAAAGGCACCUGCGAUGGCAUCACUAAUAGUACGGCGGUGGACGGGUCGACGGGCGCUCUCCGAGUGGACACAUACGCAGUUGUUUCUACACAUUUCCCCAUGUGGAGACUGGUGGACCGGAAGCAACAUGUACGCUGCCAAGCACCUUUCGUCUGACUACGUCAAGUCUAUCGCCCUUCCCGACGGUUUCGACGAAGUGACGUUGGAAACCCUUCCAAACGCUUCCCUCCAGCGCAUGUACGAUACAGGGGUGCUGGAUGCCACACUCGUUCGAUCUCGUUUGAAGCCUCUGGGCGAUGGCGCCAACGAGCGUCAUGAGUCGUAGGCUGUUGUAGACAUCCAACGCGUGCAUACAAAAGUCUGUCUUGAAGCAUGUCUCCAUAUCAAUCUCCAACACCGAACUCCUUCA
Aphanomyces astaci is the source of this 411-nucleotide messenger RNA. RefSeq lists its product as hypothetical. The transcript has a single exon. NCBI's taxonomy places the organism in Eukaryota, Oomycota, Saprolegniomycetes, Saprolegniales, Verrucalvaceae. The coding region runs from base 16 to 327 and encodes 103 amino acids. The record is from RefSeq and is a predicted model, not a curated record.